AUGCCUCAAUUCCAUACACCCCAACAAGCAGGAAAACGCCUGUUUGUCAACAUUGUCGACGAGCUUGCCUCCUCCAAUCCGACACAGCCUCUUGGAAUCAUCCCCAAUGGCUCCGAUAUCAAGGACGGCUUUCGCCAUCUAACCGCUAAAGAACUGGCGGACGCGGUCAACGCGACAGCGUGGUGGAUUGAAAAAGAGAUUGGAAAGGGAACUGGCGAAGAAACUGUUGCCUACAUGGGGAACAAUGAUAUACGGUAUCUGCUCUUCAUCCUCGCUUGCCAUAAAACUAGCCACAAGUUAUUGCUUCCUUCUACACGACUGUCCAAUGACGCCUACGAACAUAUCCUGAAUGUCACAGGGUGCAAAACAUUUUUCUUCAGCACCAAAUUCGAACGAAGGGUUUCGGAGAUCAAGGAAUUGAGACCAGACACGCUUUACAAGGAGGUCCCGGGAGUUGGUGACAUCGUCAAGGCUAUGGGAGUUCAACCACAUCCCUUUUCCAAGUCGUUCGAAGAAGCCGAGGACCAGGCUGCGCUGAUCAUCCACAGCUCUGGCACAACUGGGAUGCCCAAGCCUAUUCCGCUCACACACGGAUACCUCGCCACUAUUGACUUCAAUAAACAUGUCGCCGAUCGCGCUGGUCGCCCAUCCACGACGCCAAACUGCUUCACCUCGUCCCAACCUAUUCUUGCCACGACACCUGCCUUUCAUCUUAUGGGCCUGUUGCCUUACAUGCACGCCAUUUACUUCCAGAUCCCCUUUGUCAACCUCCCGGAUAAGCCCUUGUCAGUUGAACUGAUGAUCGACGCAAUUCGUGCCACGCGACCGGCGGGAGCUUUGCUUCCUCCCUCCCUUCUCGAUGAUAUGAGCCAGUCACAAGAAGCGCUUGAAUGUCUCGGCACUCUAGACUCUGUUUACUUUGCGGGUGCUCCUCUGUCCAGAGAGACUGGUGACAAGAUCUCUAAACACACGCAACUCAUAUCGGUGAUUGGAUCUACUGAGAUGGGACUUAUCCUGUCCCUGGUCCCCGAGAAACAGGAGGACUGGGACCAUUUUGAAUGGUGUCCCGAAUACGGAGUGGACAUGCAGCAUGUCGGCGAAGGGCUGUAUGAACUGGUGAUCCCUCGCCGGGAGAACUCUCGCUCAAUCCACGGCAUUUUCCAUACAUUCCCAGACAAGCAGGAGUAUCGAACCAACGACCUCUUUGUUCAGCAUCCUUCGAAUCCCAACUUGUGGAAAUAUCACGGUCGCCGCGACGAUGUCAUUGUGCUCAGCAACGGUGAGAAGCUUAAUCCGGUGACUUUGGAGAUGAUUGUAGGAAGUCAUCCUCGCAUUGGUCGUGCACUUUUGAUUGGCCAGUCCCGAUUCGAAACGUCGUUAAUUAUUGAGCCCAAGUGGGAGGAAGAGGGACAGAUAGACAAAAAGGAAUUCAUUGAUGACGUUUGGCCUACAGUUCAGCAAGCGAACGAAACUGUGCCGAAUUAUGGACGGAUUGCAAAGAACAAGAUCCGAUUGGCGUCCCGUGACAAGCCCUUCAAGGUGACCCCAAAGGGAACGACCCAGCGUAAUGCAGUCAACAGGGACUACAAAGACGAAAUCGAAGCGAUUUAUACAGCUGCCGAGGCCGAGGGCCAAGAGAAACUGCCCGAGUCACUUGAUGAGGGAAGCAUGGUCUCUUUUGUUCGCCACAUUGUUUGCUCUUUGCUUAGCCGUGAAGAUAUAGCCCCGGAAGACGAUCUAUACGGCGCUGGACUAGACUCUCUUCAGACGAUCCAGCUCGCAAAGAUCCUCGCCAAGGCCACUUCCUUCCAGCUGCCAGAUGCCGAUCGGCAGCCAAUCACGGCUCAGCAUAUCUAUGCCCAUUCCACUGUUUCGCAACUGGCGCAAUUCCUGCGGACUGUGCUGCGGGGAGAUAUCGUGUCUGUUGCAUCCCGGACAGAAAGAGUCAACAAUAUGGUGGCCAAGUAUACGAGAGAGCUGCCGGCGCUUGCUCAAGAGAAUAUCGAUCUCCCUGAAAAGUCGACCGUUAUCCUGACUGGAUCGACUGGCUCGCUCGGUACCUACCUUUUGCACUCGCUUUUGCAGGACGAGUCCGUGGCCAAGGUCUACUGUUUCAAUCGAUCGGAUGCCCACUCCCGACAGACGAAAAGCUUCCAAGAAAAAGGACUUCCGGCUGCCCGUCUGCAUGACAUCAGUAAGGUUGAAUUCCUGACAGUGGCUUUUGGAGAGCCAAAGUUCGGCCUUUCAUCCGACAAGUAUCAAGAGUUGUUGGACACCGUGGACGUGAUUAUCCACAACGCCUGGAAGGUCAACUUCAACCACCCGCUCGAAUCAUUCGAGAACCCUCAUAUCAAGGGACUCUAUGAGUUUGUGAAAUUCAGCAUCGACAGCAAGUACAGGGCUCACGUGUCCUUUGUCUCAUCGGUCAGCACGAUCGGGGGAUGGACCGAGCAAAUGGGCCCAGAAGUGCCCGAACUUCCCAUCGAAGAUCCAGCUGCAGCCCUGGAGCAGGGAUAUGGUGAAUCGAAACACGUGUCGGAACGUAUCUGUCUUGAAGCCUCUAGACGAUCUUCUGUUCCGACUAGCAUUUUCCGAGUGGGGCAGAUCGCCGGCCCGACCACCAAGGAAGGGGCUUGGAAUGUUGAUGAAUGGGUACCUACGCUAGUGAAGACAUCUAAAUCUCUUGGCAAGGUGCCAGACAGUCUUGGAGGAUAUGAGGUUGAUUGGGUCCCUGUGGACACCUUGGCUACUAUCAUUGUCGAGCUUCUUCACACACGACGCAAGCAGCUAGUUGACACGCUCACUGCCUUCUUCAACCUCGUCAACCCGAGCAAAGCACCCUGGGCUUCUAUGAUACCUGCCAUCCAGGAUAAAUACCCUGUCGAAGCUGUACCUAUGAACCAGUGGAUCGAGGAGCUUGAGAACAUCAAAAGCCCAUCAGAUGACGACGUCCGUGAGAAGCCUGCGUUGAAGCUAUUGGACUUCUACAAUGGAUUGGCUGGCGGAAAGGAAAUGCUCUCUGCGGAGAUCAGCGUGUCCAGGACGAAGGAGGCGAGCAAGACCAUGGCGGCGCUUGGACCGAUUAGUCGGGAUGAGAUGAUGAACUGGUUGAAUCAGUGGGACUUUUGAGU
Molecule: messenger RNA, 3131 nt
Organism: Aspergillus steynii IBT 23096
Lineage: Eukaryota; Fungi; Ascomycota; Eurotiomycetes; Eurotiales; Aspergillaceae
Product: putative NRPS-like enzyme
Exons: 4
Coding region: 1-3129 (1042 amino acids)
Molecular function (GO): phosphopantetheine binding
Source: RefSeq, a predicted model, not a curated record